Molecule: messenger RNA, 4562 nt
Organism: Fusarium odoratissimum NRRL 54006
Lineage: Eukaryota; Fungi; Ascomycota; Sordariomycetes; Hypocreales; Nectriaceae
Product: carbamoyl-phosphate synthase arginine-specific small chain, mitochondrial
Exons: 2
Coding region: 636-2006 (456 amino acids)
Biological process (GO): 'de novo' pyrimidine nucleobase biosynthetic process; L-glutamine metabolic process; L-arginine biosynthetic process
Cellular component (GO): cytoplasm; carbamoyl-phosphate synthase complex
Molecular function (GO): carbamoyl-phosphate synthase (glutamine-hydrolyzing) activity
Source: RefSeq, a predicted model, not a curated record
CCUAACUAGAGGUAUCCUAUCUUUUCUUCCCAGCUCCCACCCUCUUGACUCUUUUCUUCUUUUUCUUCUCCUCCAACAGAAAGAAAUCCUCGCGACAAAUUCACACAAUCUUGACCUUCAAGCUCUGACUCAACGUUCCUGCAACACGAUUGCAUCUUCUCCUAUAACUCUGAACUGAGCUCGUCUCUUUAAUCCGCCCACAUGCACGGGCGCCCAUCCGUCUUCACCUCGCAGGUACGUUCACUUUUUUUUUCUUCUUAUUACGUCGCGUGUGACAUAUACUCGAUGUAUCAAUCCCGCCAUCACUGAACACAUUUUUAUCGGUGGCUCUGCAACGUUCGUUGUAGGAGCUAUAGAUCGAUGUGUAUCCACCUGAUGGCUCCUCUCCUCAUCACCAAGACUUCCAUCAUAUAUCAAUUGGCACAAUGCUAACUCAUUUUAUAGGAUUAUCUCUCUGGUUCGUACUCUUCAUUGGUUUUGACUCACCGCUCGAAACCAUGCCUUACCUAUCCGCCAGACAUGAAAACUAACCUAUCAACAGACCAUCUCUGGAAGUCUCAGUCUUGCUAAAGAACUUUCUUCACCAACCGACUAUUCUCCUUCUAAACACAACCCAAACACCGACAUAUACCAAAAUGUUCUCCCGACUGGCUUCCUUUGCCAAACCCGCGGCCAAGUCCGCGUCGGCUUCUGGCCGAACCAUGCUUCAGGUCCGAUACCUGUCUGAGAAGGCUGUUGCUGGCAGCAAGGGCAGGACUAUGCCCUUCUCUGCUGCUCGAGCUACUGCUCCUGCUGCUUCUCUCCCCGCCACUCUCACCAUUCGAGAUGGUCCUGUUUUCCAGGGCAAGGCUUUCGGUGCCAACGCCAACAUCUCUGGUGAGGCUGUCUUCACCACCUCUCUUGUUGGCUACCCCGAGUCCAUGACGGACCCCUCCUACCGAGGCCAGAUCCUCGUCUUCACCCAGCCCCUCAUUGGCAACUAUGGCGUUCCCUCCGCUGUCCGAGACGAGUAUAAUCUUCUCAAGUACUUCGAGUCCCCCCACGUUCAGUGUGCUGGUAUCGUUGUCUCCGAUGUCGCUGUCAACUACAGCCAUUGGACUGCCGUCGAGAGUCUCGGCGAGUGGUGCGCCCGUGAGGGAGUUCCCGCCAUUUCUGGCGUUGAUACCCGCGCCAUUGUCACCCACCUCCGAGAGCAGGGCUCUUCCCUGGCUAGGAUCUCCAUUGGAGAAGAGUACGAUGCCGACGAGGAUGAGGGUUUCGUUGACCCCGGCCAGAUCAACCUGGUCAAGCGUGUCACCACCAAGGCUCCCUUCGUUGUUGAGUCCCCCGGUGCUUCUCUCCACGUUGCUCUGAUCGACUGCGGUGUCAAGGAGAACAUCCUUCGUAGCCUGGUCAGCCGAGGUGCUUCCGUCACAGUCUUCCCCUAUGACUACCCCAUCCACAAGGUUUCGCAGCACUUCGAUGGUGUCUUCAUCUCCAACGGUCCAGGUGACCCUACUCAUUGCCAGGCUACUGUCCACAAUCUCGCCCGUCUGAUGGAAACUUCCAACAUUCCUAUCAUGGGUAUUUGUCUCGGCCACCAGCUUCUGGCUCUUGCUGUCGGUGCUCGCACCAUCAAGCUCAAGUACGGUAACCGAGCUCACAACAUUCCCGCUCUCGACUUGACCACUGGUUUGUGCCACAUCACCAGCCAGAACCACGGAUACGCCAUCGAUGCCAGCACCCUUCCCAGCGACUUCAAGGAGUACUUCGUCAACCUCAACGACGGAUCCAACGAGGGUAUGCUCCACAAGACCCGCCCCAUCUUCUCGACCCAGUUCCACCCCGAGGCCAAGGGUGGCCCUAUGGACAGCUCUUAUCUCUUCGACAAGUACCUCCAGAACGUCCAGCUUGCCAAGAGUAACCAGGUGGUUUUCAAGGAUAACCGACCUACCCCUCUGAUGCUCGAUAUCAUGAGCCGAGAGCGCGUCGGUGUUGAGCCUACCCCUCUUGCCGCCACUGCUUGAACGACUAGUGUGAGAUGAUUUUGGCGUCUGGGAUAGGUCGUUGGUAACGUCUGUUAGUUUCUCGGGAGCAAGGAUAAUGGCUGCUAUUUUAAUGUUAUAUUCAGAAACAUCGGGCUUAUAAGAAAGAUUGUGAUACCACUACUACACCUCAAGCCGCCAUGUCAUGUCUCCUGUGCUGAAAUGUACUGACAUCAAUGACCCAAGCAAGUGCUGCAUCCAGCUUGUAGCGUCUCAUUUAGUGAUGUUAAUACUCAUACACAAAAUAUGACUUGGAUAAAAGCAGACUUCAGAAUUAAAACGAUGAUUAAAAUUAAAGUUACUCAAUUCACUGAUGUCUAAACACCUAUUGUUUAUUUCCUUGCCUUUUACUGUCUCAACGCCGCCCUCCAUGUGAUAUAGCUCCUGAUACUGUGCACACAAUGCAAAGUUAUUAAUUUGAAUUUACUGUCUUUUCUUCGCACCGCAUAGCACAUAAUGCGCACCUAGCCCUCAGUCCCUCAUUCGAACAUCGCCGUCGUUAGACAAGGAGCCACGACGAGGACGGUGGUCGUCUCUUGGUGGAGGAAGAUACCGAUCACUACGCGGUCGACCGCCGCCGCCGCCGCCGCCGCGUCCACGACGUCUCCCACCACGGCGCUCACGGCCCAUGGCUCGCUCGCGGUGUGGAGGCCGGAUGCCUUCAAAGACCUCCUUGCCCCGGUCAACGAAUGAAGUACCGUUCUCAAAGGAGUAGCGGUUAAUCUCGCGGCCGACAUCGCGGUUGCGAUCGUUUGUGUAAUAAGAGCGCAUAUUGUCGAUGCGGCGGCGCGCAAGGUCUUCUGAUACAGGUUGGUAGUCGAUAACUGGGCGAGUGUUGGUUCGCUUGAAUGCACCGCCUGGGUUGAUAGGUGGAGGUCUUGGUCCAGGUCCAGUGCCGGGGCGAACAGGGCGUGGUCCAGUAGGAAUGGCAGGGUCGCGGAGUGCUCUGGGUCCAAGAGGGAUAGAAUUAGUCGCCAUCGUCGAGCUUGGGGGUGGUCUUGCGCUCAGUUGAGGCAUCAUGCGAGAUGUUGAUGCUGAUGCUUCCUCGAGAUGUGCUUCAACAUCGCCGUUAGGGCCAUCCUCAUAAACGAUUUCCCAUCGAGCACCAGAGCGGCCGCGUGGACCACCGCUGGCUUGUUCUGUAUCAAUCCAGUCCCGGACUUUCUCAGGAGGGACAAAGUCGACCCAGAGCGCUUUGCGAUUGCUCUCGUUAGGCCAGACACUGUCGUGAAGUGCAGUGCGAACGCGGGAAGCAGCAGCGGUGUUUUUGAAGAUAACAAAACCAUGAGUACGGAUCUGGUCCAGAAAGAAUUCGGUCACGAUCCCGUCGUCAUCGUCCGCUGCGUCCUGAGAACGUCUCGCAAGCGUGACGAGAUGGGCCUUGACAUCUUGAGGUCGGAGAGGGCGCAUGAAGUUCUUGAUGUAAAGUGCAGAAGUGGCCGGGUGCACCGCCGGUGCAACGUCUCGCUCGUAGUUCAUAUCCUGCGUUUUAUCUCCGUCUUCACCAGAAUCUUCUUGUCUGGGUGCCUCGGUCUCUGGGGCAGCUUCCUGUGAAGGUUCUUGUUGAGGCUUCUCUGCUUGGGGCUCACUAUCCAGGUUCAUAGGAGCAGGUUUGUUUUGAGUUUCAGGUAGCAGAUCUUCCUGUCGUGCACCUAGACUAUCGCCGUUUGCUGAACUCUCAUCCGUGCGUGCGCGUUUGCGUGCAAUCGAUUCUUCGGUUGGUGGGGGUGUGAGAGAGCGGCGUUUGCGCUUUUGCUGUUCGGCAGCAGGGGUUGGUUCGAGUGAGUGAGAGGGUGUAGAUUCGACAGUGGUCGUCACUGUUCCCGCUCUUGAUUUCUCCUCCACCGUUGGUUCCCUUGAUUGAACAUCCAUUUCAUUCCCAGGAAUUGGCACGUCCGCGACCAGAUCGCCAUCGUGCGCCGCUUCCUCUGAUGCUCCAUUCUUGACAACUUCCUCCUUGUCGGUUUCAGGGACCCCUUUAUUAGUCUCCCCAUCGACAUUGGGCGCAGUGUUAUCAUCCAACUGUUUCUCUUCUAGCUCCGAUAUUUCUGCUGUUGGCUUUUCUUCUUCCGGUCCGUGCUGCUCGGUCGCUUCCUGGGGCUCGUUGUCUGCAAGGACUGGUUGCUGAGCCGGUGGCUCAUCAUUUCCCGACUUGGUGUCUGUAGGCGCAUCGUCAAGCUGUUCUUGGGCCUCAGUAUUCUCAGUUUCUUGAUCAGAUUCAUCUAGUCGCGCGACAAGCUCUGUUUUGAGACCGUGCUGUGGUAGACCGCGACUUUUGAGCUCGGCCUUGAGGUCGACGACUUUGAGCUUGGCCCAGUCAGUCAUGAUGAAAGCAAUUGACGGCGCGUGAACGUCUGACGUGUUUGAAAACGAUUCUCAUAUGCUCUCCUUUUGCGUCUAAAUGAUUGAUUAUCCUGGAGAAGAUCUGAAUCUGAAAGACGAGAGUAGGUAACGAAUUGGAACCUUUGAAAGCUUGAAACAGCUUUGAUCAUCUUCAGUCUCGUCGCAAAUCUAAGUGUUAAAGGGUUGUUCAUCCAA